AUGCCCUCUCUACUCAUCAGCGUUCUAUUCCUUCAUAUUGCCAUUUACAUUAUCAAUACUAUUGCAGCUUCUACAAUUGAUAGCCUGCUAUGGCUCAUCUACAUGAAACUGCCAACCAGCGCAUCCUGCAUCGCCAGAGAACAGCACCAGAUGAAACUGGAAGUAGUGCAACUGAAGCGCGAAAUGAACGCAACAAGCUCACAGGACGAGUUUGCAAAAUGGGCCAAAUUACGACGACGCCAUGAUAAGGCGUUAGAGGAGUAUGAAGUUAAAAACAAACAAUUCAGCCGAUUCAAAUCUUUCUUCGACGUCGCUGUCAAAGCCCUCCGCUGGGCAGGGACCUCCGGGUUAAUAGUCUUCCUUCAGUUCUGGUUCUCCAAGACGCCGAUUUUCACAUUACCUCCCAGCUGGAUUCCAUGGCAGGUCGAGUGGGUAUUGUCAUUUCCCCGCGCACCGAUGGGAACUGUGAGUAUACAAGUCUGGGGUGGUGCCUGUGCUGUGGUGGUUGCUUUGAUAGGCGAGGCGAUCGGGGCUACAGUGAGAUAUUUAUAUGCGUCUAAGGACUCAAUGGAAGCGAUAAAGGUUGGCGCUGGUGCGGUAGAGAAAGAAAAGAAAAGACAAUGA
Messenger RNA from Paracoccidioides brasiliensis Pb18, 624 nucleotides. Its product is annotated as protein GET1. Gene Ontology annotation, cellular component: GET complex. Gene Ontology annotation, biological process: tail-anchored membrane protein insertion into ER membrane. The transcript has 3 exons. Bases 1 to 624 code for a protein of 207 amino acids. The record is from RefSeq and is a predicted model, not a curated record.